This is a messenger RNA of Galendromus occidentalis (western predatory mite), 876 nucleotides long. RefSeq lists its product as uncharacterized. The transcript is spliced from 2 exons. The record is from RefSeq and is a predicted model, not a curated record. NCBI's taxonomy places the organism in Eukaryota, Metazoa, Arthropoda, Arachnida, Mesostigmata, Phytoseiidae. Bases 1 to 876 code for a protein of 291 amino acids.
AUGGCCGCCGACAAGCGUGAAGUUAUCGAUAAAUUGAACGAAACUGCCUUAAUCAAGCUCAGUCGGGUGGACCUGCAAGGACGAGUUGCUGGACUCGAACAGGAAAAUUCACUUCUAAAGGAGGGACUUCGAGCGAACCGCCUACAAUCCAACUUGAACGAGCAGCAAAUUAGGGCUCGCAACCUCCUGCUCUUCGGGGUCACCGAGCUACGAAUCUUGACCUUCAACAAAUACUUCAAAGUUCCGAAGUUCUCCGGUGAUUACAAGAAGUUCCGCGAGUGGUGGCAAAUGUUCGAUGCUCAUGUUCACAAGAAGACCAUCGAUCCAGUCGAGAAGUACUCAUUACUCAAGCAGUCGCUUGAAGGCAGGGCAGCAGCGGAAAUUGCGCAUCUCGAGUUUACGGCAGACCAGUACCAAGUCGCGAUGGACGCGAUAGCGGCGAAGUUUGGUUCAGCCAAAGAUGCCGAAAAGGAGCAUGUCCAGCAGCUUCAGAGACUCGUACUCACCAGGGAUCUCCACAUACAUGAUAAGUUCAUUAAUUUCGUCAGCGCGUUGUCCCAGAACGUCGAGGCCCUCAUCUCCUUGGGAAAAAAUUACGAUUCUCUUUCUCUCAUGUUAACGCCGAACAUUCUGAGUGCACUCCCUGUGCAAAUGCGAGAGAGCUUCAAUCGACUUCAUUUCGAAUCUUCGGCUAAGUCGGACUCGGACAGCGAUCUGGAGCUUCUAUUGGAGUUCCUUGAUAGGGAGGUUUCCAUCAAGAGAGCCUCACGGCCUCUAGACUCAUAUAGGCAGCAGAGCUUCCAGAGCUCUUAUUCGAACAGGGAUCUCAGCGCUAGUAAUGCGGCUAGGCAACAAAAUCAGGAAUCAUCAUGCUAA